AGCCUUCCGAGCGUCUACUUAAUGCCGGUCCCCGGGCCGUCGGCGCUCACAGAAGCGCCGUCGGGCGAGGGGGGGGCCGACGAGGGGCACCAGCAGAGCCCUCGAGCUGGGGACGCAGAGCCGCGGGAGGUGGGAGGAACUUCUUCCAGAACCUUCCUCGGGCCGGGCUGCUCUCUGAGCCAGGCCCCACAUUCGUGUUCGGAGGAGGCGACCCCCCGGGUCGCGGAAUGGAAGCCAGUGUUCCGGAGGCCGUGUAACUGGAGCCUCGGGUACCAGCGGGCCGGAGAACGCGGCGGGCCACCCGGCUCAGCCCGUGGAUGUUGACCGCCCCCUCGGAGAGACCCCGCAGACAUGGCGGAGAGCUGGCUGCGCCUGUGCGGAGCAGGACCCCGGGAGGAGGCCGGGCCGGAGGGCGGCAUGGAGGAGCCGGACGCCCUGGAUGACAGCCUGACCAGCCUGCAGUGGCUGCAGGAAUUCUCCAUUCUCAACGCCAAGGCCCCCUCUCUGCCCCCGGGGGGCACCGACCCCCACGGUUACCACCAAGUGCCGGGCUCGGUGGCGCCCGGGUCACCCCUGGCGGCAGACCCUGCCUGCCUGGUGCAGCCGCACACACCCGGCAAGCCCACAUCGUCCUGCACGUCUCGAAGCGCUCCCCCGGGGCUGCAGGCCCCGCCCCCCGACGACGUGGACUAUGCCACCAACCCGCAUGUGAAGCCACCUUACUCGUAUGCCACUCUGAUCUGCAUGGCGAUGCAGGCCAGCAAGGCCACCAAGAUCACUCUGUCGGCCAUCUACAAGUGGAUCACAGACAACUUCUGUUACUUUCGCCAUGCGGAUCCCACCUGGCAGAAUUCCAUCCGCCACAACCUGUCCCUGAACAAGUGCUUCAUCAAGGUGCCUCGAGAGAAGGACGAGCCCGGCAAGGGGGGCUUCUGGCGCAUUGACCCCCAGUACGCAGAGCGCCUGCUCAGCGGGGCCUUCAAGAAGCGGAGGCUGCCCCCAGUCCACAUCCACCCCGCCUUCGCCCGCCAGGCCUCGCAGGAACGCAACACCGCCCCCUGGGGUGGGCCUCUGACCGUGAACACCGAGGCCCAGCAGCUGUUGCGGGAGUUUGAGGAGGCCACAGGGGAGGGGGGCUGGGGCGCAGGAGAGGGCAGGCUGGGGCAUAAGCGAAAGCAGCCGCUGCCCAAGAGGGUGGCCAAAGUCCUGAGGCCUCCUAGCACGUUGCUGCUGACCCAGGAGGAGCAGGGCGAGCUGGAACCCCUCAAGGGCAACUUUGACUGGGAGGCCAUCUUUGAGGCUGGCACUCUGGGCGACGAGCUGAGCUCACUGGAGGCCUUGGAGCUGAGCCCCCCGCUGAGCCCCACGUCCCAUGGAGACGUGGACCUUACUGUCCACGGCCGCCACAUCGACUGCCCUGCCACCUGGGGGCCUCCGGCGGAGCAGGCUGCCGACAGCCUGGACUUCGAUGAGACCUUUCUGGCCACGUCCUUCCUCCAGCAUCCCUGGGAUGAGAGCGGCAGUGCCUGCCUGCCCCCAGAGCCCCUCUUUGAAGCGGGGGAUGCCACCCUGGCCGCUGACCUGCAGGACUGGACCAGUGUGGGUGCCUUCUUGUAAGAGGACAGGCCCCACCCCAUCUCCGGACAGUGCCUCCAAGUCAGGGCCCAGAACUGUCUCCCGCCACAGGCCCGCGGACAUCUCAGCACCCAGGCAGGGACUGGGCCGGGUCUCCGGAGGCUGGCUCCGUGAGGCCGCGCUGCUGCCAGCUGGGCAUGUCCUCAUACCCAAGCCCAGAAGACUGGGAACUGGGGGCCCAGGACCAAAAUGGCUGCCUCCCCCUCACCAGCAACCCCCAUAUACACACAGUGUUUAAUUGACCCAUGUUUCCCCAAGAACUGGCAAAGCCACACCCCUGGCCCCUCUACACUGUGUCACAGAAGCCUGGAGGGGCCCUGCCAGGCCAGGGAGGGACUCAACAGGGGCCUUUCUCAAAGCUCUGCUUCUCCUCACCCACUCCCUGCCGCUUCCCCGGGUGGGUCUCCACCCAGAGAAAGUUCCCAGGUACAACAAAUGCUAAUUAGAUGACAGCAAAUUAGCCCCCUGGAGGCCCCUCCCAGCAGAGCUUCCCCAGGGGCCCUGGCAGCCUCGGCUAGGGAGAGGGAGAGUGGAGGCAGGGCACUGGGGUGAGGGACCCAACAGAGAGGAGGCAGAAAUAGGGAGGGGCAGCAAGGUCGGGCAAGGUGGUCUGUGUGGCCUCUGGGCCUGUUCCCCGGCCCAUCACCGGCAGAGAGGACGCUGCAAACCUUUGAGGCUGAGAGCAACAGGAAGUUGGGGUUUGGGGUGGUUUGGGGCAGGGGCAGCCAAGUUGCUGGGUGGGUGGGGGGAAAGACUAAUAUAGUGAGAGUAGUUAUAGGAAGACUUAACUGGGAGGGAUGCCCAGCUUGCUGGGGACACUGGGGCCAGGAAGGGGACAGCCCUAUGCCCCUGUCUGCACUGGGUGUGGGGGGGACCAGGUCUUGCUCCACCCUGACCUCCGGGACUGGGAUACUUAUCUACCCUCCACGUGGGGGCAAUUUAACCUUUUUCGUGUAAAGUUCUUUACAAUAAACUUUUUUCAAAAUAAAAUUUUUAAAAAUCUCAA
This is a messenger RNA of Mesocricetus auratus (golden hamster), 2641 nucleotides long. RefSeq names its product forkhead box J1 (gene Foxj1). The transcript is spliced from 3 exons. Bases 352 to 1617 code for a protein of 421 amino acids. The record is from RefSeq and is a predicted model, not a curated record. Gene Ontology annotation, molecular function: DNA-binding transcription factor activity; sequence-specific DNA binding. NCBI's taxonomy places the organism in Eukaryota, Metazoa, Chordata, Mammalia, Rodentia, Cricetidae. Gene Ontology annotation, biological process: regulation of DNA-templated transcription.